GCUUUUGCUAUCAUACCUUUCAUAUUAAAUAUGCGGCUCCGCAUCGGUAAACUGAAGCAGCUCACGUGCUGGUCUGUGGCGGUAUAACACACUGAACGCAGCCCACUUUAGCUAAGCAACUCAUCCAUCUUUGGAUGUGCUUCAAUGUGGAGUCCCUGACGCCGACUAUAAGCAGAGACUGACAUCUCCCAUCGGAGCACAGGAACUGUUACAGCACACGGGACGCUGGAGAGGGACACUGGCCCCGAUGGCCAAGAACACGCUGUCUUCGCGCUUUAGAAAGGUGGACAUUGAUGAAUUCGACGAGAAUAAAUUCGUGGACGAUCACGACGAGCCUGCCGACCAGCAAGGACCUGAUGCGGUGGAAGUCGACAACCUUAUCAGGCAAGGGGACAUGAUGGCAGCCCUUCAUAUUGCUCUUAGGAACCCUCCAAUCAACAACAGGAACCCAGCAAUAAAGGAAAAAGCUCAGGCUGUUGUAUUGAGGGUUCUGACAUCAUUCAAGAGUAGCGAUAUAGAGCCUGCUGUUAAAUCUCUCAACAAGAAUGGAGUUGAUCUUCUCAUGAAGUACAUCUACAAAGGCUUUGAGAGGCCCACAGAAAAUAGCAGUGCCAUAUUGCUGCAGUGGCAUGAAAAGGCAUUUGCUGUUGGAGGACUAGGCUCUAUUAUUCGAGUUAUGACAGCCAGGAAGACUGUAUGACUACCUGACCGAACCUGGAGACAGUGACGCUGUCACACCGAGGACACAAGGCUGGUUUGCCUGUUGCUUAAAGGAAAGAAGAAAAGACCAUUUUGAAUGCUUCUGUCUUGGAGGGGAAAAAAAACUGUCGAGAAACACCGAAGCACUUGUUUCAAACUGAAAAAAAAUUUGCUUGUGUAAAAGUGAAGUAAUGUUCAUAUGCCAAUAUAGCAUAAAUUGUUGUAUGAUAUACUGGCAUCAAAAAGAUUUCAAUCGGAUAUGGUUUUGAGUGGGAAGAAAUGUACCGUGGAAGACUAAACAAACCCAGUGUAUGUGCUAGUAAUAUGGUGAAGAUCAGGUGAACGAGAGCAGCAAAAGUGAGCUCGUACAUAUGAAGUUGUUAUUGGAUUUGAAGUGUUUUCUGUGCUAAAAAAAAAAAAAAAAAGUUAGAUUUAAUCAAUGUUUUAUUUUUAUUUUAUUUCACAUCUUUGGUCCCAUACUCUUGUUUUGCUUUUGUGCAGAGAUUUAAUAAUGGAACCAGUGAUGGGGUACAGAAUGGAACACCAAAGGGGCAGACUGGGGAUCAUUGUAAAGUGCCUGCUACAUUAAAGUAUAUGGAUCUCCUUU
This is a messenger RNA of Cyprinus carpio (common carp), 1306 nucleotides long. Its product is annotated as actin-related protein 2/3 complex subunit 5-like protein. Gene Ontology annotation, molecular function: actin filament binding. Gene Ontology annotation, biological process: cell migration; Arp2/3 complex-mediated actin nucleation; regulation of actin filament polymerization. Gene Ontology annotation, cellular component: cytoplasm; Arp2/3 protein complex; actin cytoskeleton. NCBI's taxonomy places the organism in Eukaryota, Metazoa, Chordata, Actinopteri, Cypriniformes, Cyprinidae. The record is from RefSeq and is a predicted model, not a curated record.